AGGUGAAUUUGGUGCGGUUUUCGGAGCUACUAAAAAUCAACAACACCAUUCUUGGAAUCAGUUCUUCUAAACCUAAAGAACCAUCAUACAUCGGCGUCACAGAACAAGAAUCUAAACGACCACUGCACAACCAUGGGCCUUGCGGAUUUGAUCAGCGCGCGCGCUGGCGAAAGCGCAGAGCAGGAGAAAACAGGUUUGGCGAGUAUCUUCGGGGGUUCAGGAAGGACUUCAUCAAAGUCCACGUCGGGCAAUGACAAAAAUGUCCAAGUUCCAACGAAGACUGGUAGAAGCGCCAUGAUCAGUGGCGGUUCUAAGCCCUCUGCAUCUUCUUCUUCAAAACCGAUCAACAAGAAGGACCACGUUAUCAAGGACGCAGAGAUGGAGAAGAAAAAUGCCCAGAAGCUGCAGGCCGCACUCCAGGCCGUCCGAAAGUUUCAGCGUGACGGAAAGAGGGAGGCACGGGAAGUCGAUGUUGUGGCAGCUAACCCUAACGUAAAAGACGGCGACGUGGCAAAAAUGCUACUUGGGGGCAAUGCCGUGGUGGAUGCAAAAUCGAAAAAGGGGAAGAAAAAGCAGCAGCAGAGAGCUGAUGGUAGCGGUGCCGGGACAGCAGAAGACGGAUUGCAGGGCGCUGCCGGGCCAACAAUCACAGCCGAAUCCGAGGAGGAGCGCAACAAGCGAACGCUGUUCGUGGGGCACGUACUUCAACAAAAUGAUGAUUUAGAUUUUCCGAGUGUCAGCUCGCACUCGCAUACUAGCGACGAGUAAGUAGUUCAUAUUUGAUAGUGUGCUUCGUGGCCUGAAAUCAGUGGUCUGAAAGCUACUUUUUCUGCAGCCGCACUAUCUUCUCUUUAAAUAUCCAUUUUCAAAACAUUUCCCAGAUCCCCCUCUCCUGGACGGACAAGCAGCUGAAGCAGUUCCUCACCACCCAGAUACGGUCCGCUGCAGUCGAGCAAACUAUCCAAAAACAAGAUCUACACAUCAAGACGUGCGAGGACCGCGAUACAGAAGAUCCGUCGAAAACACAUGUGUAUCACUGCUUCCAGUCUUCCGAGCAUUUCGGCGACCCGAUUGUGGCCGUGGAUGGGGAAUCGCUCUUGGUCGGAGGAGCAGACCCACUCAAAGACUACGAGCCGGCAGCUACGCCAGCCUCCGGCGAGGCGCGGCACGAGCUGGAUCCGCGACUUAAGUGGGAUGCGGAGCAACAACGGAAGAUCGAUGGAGUGAUCGAGAAAUACAACUUAAUAACUCGGCCAGCAGCUGCGAGUGCGACUCCUGCUUUUGGUAGUGACAAAGUCGAGAUGAAACCAGGUGCCACAUCAUGUAGUACUACAACUACUAUUCCCGUCAUUAUCGACCUGCUCCUGCGCAUUGAAUGCCUCCGUUUCCGGUCCCUCCCGGUGGACGCUAAGUUCGUGAACAACCGCCGCGCGGCGCACGCAACGAAGGCGUACGCGGAGCACGGGAGCAGCAAAAACGCGUAUGUAGUCUUGCGGAAGGAGGCUUUGCCGUUGAUGGAGAAGCUGGCGAAGAAAAUCAACGGAGAAUUUUUUGACGAGGAACACCGAUGUGUCGCAGAACCGCUGGUGAAGCCUGAGCAGCAGAAUGUGAACGAGAAGCGUGUGGGAACAGAUGAUUCCUCAAAAAAAUCUAAAACGCAGAAGAAGGGCAAGAAGGGGGAUGAGGAUAAACCAGAUAAAGCUGCAGAAGAUGAUUCCGCACAAAAUAAUGGCAGCAGCUCAACUACGCAAAAAUCUUCCCAGCUCACAGGCGAAUUUUCCCGCAAGAAAUCUGUUUUCGUCGGAAAUCUUCCCGUUUCCCUCUCCGAGCACGCUUUGGAGCAAAAACUGACCCCCUUCGGGACGAUCACGAAGACCCGGAUCGUCCGCGACAGUACCACGCAGUUUUCCAAAGGCUUCGCUUUCGUCCAAUUCGACGACCGGGCGAGUGCGACGAAGUUGAUUAAAUCGAAGGAGGAGAUAAUCAUUUCUGAGCGGAAAUUACGGUUCUCCAAAGUUGAGGAAGCGGAAGAGCUGGAAAAAAAGAAACAACAGAAGAAAAUCGAGUCCGAGAAGGUCUCCUUGGGAAAGCGCGUGAAGCAGUGCAUGAAGAAGAAGGCGUUAAAAACACUCACUAGUCAAGAGCAACGGCAGCUGUUGCGGUCGAAAAAGUGGCUGAAGAGUCAAAAGGAAAAAAAGGGGGCGGGGAAAAGUGGAGGCGGG
Molecule: messenger RNA, 2222 nt
Organism: Amoebophrya sp. A120
Lineage: Eukaryota; Dinophyceae; Syndiniales; Amoebophryaceae
Source: the annotation of a GenBank genome assembly